Molecule: messenger RNA, 2142 nt
Organism: Colletotrichum chrysophilum
Lineage: Eukaryota; Fungi; Ascomycota; Sordariomycetes; Glomerellales; Glomerellaceae
Exons: 3
Coding region: 1-2142 (713 amino acids)
Biological process (GO): regulation of DNA-templated transcription; DNA-templated transcription
Molecular function (GO): DNA binding; DNA-binding transcription factor activity, RNA polymerase II-specific; zinc ion binding
Source: RefSeq, a predicted model, not a curated record
AUGUCUGAUCCGGCCCUGUCCACCACCAUCGGUUCCAACGCCAUGGGCCCGGAUUCCUCCUCCACCCCGACGGCCCCGCGACUCUCGCCCGCGGAGGGCUCCGAGACGCCGCGCCCGCCAGGCCAAUCACACACCGCUGCCAGCGGCAGCGGCAUCGGGGGAGGCAGCGGCCGAAAGAUAGAGCGCUCGUGUAACCUGUGCCACCGGCGCAAGAUCCGCUGCGACAAGAAGUCGCCAUGCUCGUCGUGUGCGCGCGGCGGGUUCCCGUGCUUUUAUCCGCAGGCCGGCCAGCCGAUCCGCCGGGUCCGAAAGACGACCAUCGCGGACGUGGCCAGCCGGAUCUCGGACCUGGAGAAGACGCUCACGGCGGGGGUGGGGCGGGACCAGCUCCGGGUCAGGUCGCCGCCGGUCGCGUCGUCGUCGGCGGCAGAUACCCCGGGGCUGGGUGGUGUCUCGUCGGGGUGGGAUACGGGGAGAUCUGUCUAUGACAGGCCGGCUACGGCGCCUUCAUCUGGGUCUCAUGCGAAGAGCCCCGGUGACGAGAUUUUGGUGAGGAAGGGGACGCAGAGUCAGUACUUUGAUGAGGUGCUCAUCUCACGGGUCAUUGAGGAGGCGGCGCCAUCACCAUUCAACCCCAUGGGCAUCUUGUCAAGUCCAGAUCUCAAACUAGAUCUAACAGAGCUGCUCCCACCCAAGUGGGGUGCGAUUGAGCUGUGGAAGAACUACGCCGAGAACAUUGAGCUGUGUAACAAAAUCAUACACAGACCGACGGCGGAAGUGUUGAUCUACACGGCGAUAGACGACCCCGCCAAUGCUUCCCUCGAGGCUCUGGCCCUCAUGUUCUCCGUCUUCUUCGUCUCCACCGUCGUGCUUGACCCAAGUACGAUCCAGAAGAUCACCGGAGAGGAUAAAGUGACAGCCCUUCACCGAUACAAGACGGGUCUAGAGCAAGCAUUCGCCAAGGCCGACUUUCUGGAGCAUCCCUCUGUCAGGCUUCUGGAGGCUUUGUCUAUCUACCUGGCAGCCCUUCGGAUACACAACCCAGGCCGCGGCCUAUGGACUCUCAACGGUCUCGCCAUCCGAGCCGCGCAGUCCAUCGGCCUGCACCGCGACGGCACGCGCCUCGGCCUCUCCGUCUUCGAAUGCGAGAUCCGCCGGCGGCUGUGGUGGCAUCUCGUCGCCCGCGACGGCAGGGCGUCGGAGGACUACGGCAUCCAGAACCCGACCUGCUUCAACCUCAGUGUCGGCGUCAACUACCCCUCCAACCUCGACGACAACGACCUGUACCCCGAGAUGAAGGAGCUCCCGCCGCCGAGGCCUGGCUGGACGCCAAUCACGCUGGCGCUGAUCAACAUCCAGAUCUCGCGCGCGUGGCACCGCCUGGCGGCGAUUGCGUCCGAGUGGAAGGAGAAGCCCGUCCCGGAGUCGGUGCGGACGCAGAUUGUGGAUGAGCUGAGGGACUAUGCGGAGGGGUUCUUGAGGCACUGUAACCCUGUGAUCCCGCACCAGAGGCAGUGCUUGCUUGUGGCGAGGUUCAUUAUUCGAAAGGUUGACUUGGUGACGAGGCAGCAGUGGCUGAAUUUGGAGCACCCCGAGGCGAGGGAGUCGUUUGCCACGGAGGAGAAUCUAUUGCAGGCGUUGGGUAUCCUGGAAGAUGGGAUGAGCCUCGCGUCGGAUGAGUUGCUGAGGCCGUAUCGCUGGAGCAUGAGGGCGUAUCCGCAGUACCACAUGAUUCUAUAUGUCCUGUGGCAUCUGUGCGUGAAGCCCGAAGGGCCGAAUGUGGAGAGGGCGUGGAAGGCGUUGGAGUACUCAAUGGAUCAUGUGAGGAAUGUCGGCACUGGAUCGGGCCCGGCUGCGAAGAUGACUGUGCUCGAGGCGUUGAGAGAGAAGGCUUUGGCGAUUCGCCAGGGUAUUGCUAGUGGUGGAGAGAAGGAGAAGGAAAAGGAGGCCUAUCCCACUCCCGGGGCGACUGAUGAGAGGUCAGAGGUUGAAGGCGCGGAGGGGGUGUUGGACGGGAUGAAUGGGAUGAAUGGAGUUGAUGGGAUGGAUUGGAAUACCGUCAUGCAGGACUUUCCGGAUUGGAGCACAUUGAUGACGGAGUUUCAGAUGGAUGGACUGGCUUUUCCAAAUUUUCUUGACUAA